GUACAUGGGUACCCUCGGGUCGCAAGUGAUGUGCGACAACAUCCCCGGGUUAGUCAACAAACAGCGGCAGCUGUGCCGCCAGCAUCCCAAUGUUAUGCAGGCGAUUGGAGCCGGGAUUAAAGACUGGAUCGGGGAGUGCCAACAUCAGUUUCAGAACCACCGCUGGAACUGCAAUACCAUGGCGCGAGACCACAACUUGUUCGGACGCCUACUGCUGCGUAGUAAGUAUUGAGAGAAAGAAAAAAAAAAAACGUAUAUGUAUGCCUACUGUAAAAAUAUGUAAUUUCAUAUUUAAUUAAAUACAUUUAUUUAUUUAUUCUGAACAAAAAUAUAAACGCAACAAGCAACCAUUUCAAAGAUUUUACUGAGUUACAGUUCAUAUGAGGAAAUCAGUCAAUUGAAAUAAAUUCAGUAGGCCCUAUGGAUUACACAUGACUGGGAAUACAGAUAUACAUCUGUUGGUCACAGAUACCUUAAAAAAAUGGGCCUCAGGAUCUCUUCACAGUAUUGUUAUGCAUUCAAAUUGCCAUCGAUAAAAUGCAAUUGUGUUCGUUGUCCAUAGCUUAUGCCUGCUCAUACCAUAACCCCACAGCCACCAUGGGGCACUCUGUUCACAACGUUGACAUCAGCAAACUGCUCGCCCACACGACGCCAUACACGUGGUCUGCGGUUGUGAGGCCAGUUGGACGCUCUAAAACGAUGGAGAAAUUAACUUUAAAUUAUCUGGCACCAGCUCUGGUGGACAUUCCUGCAGUCAGCAUGCCAAUUGCACGCUCCCUAAAAACUUGAGACAUCUGUGGCAUUGUGUUGUGUGACAAAACUGCACAUUUUAGAGUGGCCUUUUAUUGUACCCAGCACAAUGUGCACCUGUGUAAUGAUCAUGCUAUUUAAUGAGCUUGUUGAUAUGCCACACCUGUCAGGUGGAUGGAUUAUCUUGGCAAAGGAGAAAUGCUCACUAACAGGAAUGUAAACAAAUUUGUGCACAACAUUUGAGAGAAAUAAGCUUUUUGUGUGUAUGGAACAUUUCUGGGAUCUUUUAUUUCAGCUCAUGAAACAUAGUACCAACACUUUACAUGUUGCGUUUAUAUUUUUGUUCAGUGUAAUUGAUCCUGUGCAGAUGUAGGCCUAAGGCUUUUUAUAUGAACUAAAUAUAAUAUUUUUCAGACUAAAAUAUGAGCAUGAACAUGUUAUUAGACAAAUUGCUCAGCUAAAAAGUGCAGCUAUUAAAUUACCAUGCGUAAAAUAGCUGAUAUGCUGUAUUUUUCUUUCUAUUGUGUGCUGGGAAAGUGAUAUAUAGGCUACUCAUCUUUGUCCUCAUGUAUAAGACACGCACGUCUGAACAAUAGACUAGUAAUUCCCAUAGGCUAUCUACUAUAGACUAUAGGCUCCUAGAUCAAUGGCAAAUAUGGUAUGCGUUUUUUCCCCAACCAAUUAUUAACAGUGGUGAACCUAUAAAGUUCUAGCCUUUAUCAAAGUGAAAGAAUUAGUGUGAAAUACAUGUUCUUCCUUGACAGAUGUUUUCCCCAUGUGCUUGCAUUGCAUUCCAUGCAUUGUCUCACUUUACAGUUCCAGAUUUAUCAAGUUGACGUGCCUGCUUGCUGCUACUCUGAUGAGAAGGGUGUAAUUGCGGCCCGCAAUUCGGGGUGUUCCUGCAUAUGGGCAUUCCUGCAUCUGCAGGAACCCCUCUUUAUACUUCUAUUGGUUGGUCCAUUUUUCUAAGCUAGGACUCCAGUAAACAGGAGGGAGGCGGGGAUGCUCCAGUACAGUAGUUGGCGGUAUUGCACCAUAACGUUGGAAGCCAACCGCCGAUAAACCCCACAGAAAAAGAAGAAGAGACUGGGGCAACAACUGCUAGGUAGACAGUGUCCUCCGUUCUGUUAACGACGGCGAGGACAGGUGUUCGGCAGGCGGGCGCGAAGGACACUGUGUGCUAGCUAGCUAGCUAGGACUCCGGUACACAGCAGGCCGGAUAGGUAGCUAGCUAGCUAGGACACCGGUAGACCGUGUCCUUCGCCCCCGCCUGUCGGGUACUGCUUUCCUGCAGUUCUGUUAACAACGGCAAGGGCAGGUGUUCGUCAUUAACAGAACAACUAGCUAGGUAGGUAGGACUCCAGUACACAGCAGGCGGUAUGCAGGGGCGACACCAGUAGCUAGCUAGGACACCGGUAGAUAGUGUCCUUCACCCCGAAAAACUUUAUUUAUUUUCCCCCACAUUUUAAUUGCAUAGACAAUCAGGCAAAUCCAGAAUAUCAAAAGUGUCAAAUAAGCAUGAAGAUGGAGUGCUCGAGGGAGGGCGUUCAUGCAGGAACCAAUGGCAUGCUCGAGGGGGGACGUUCACUCAGGAACCAAUUGGAUGCUCGAGGGGGGACGUUCACUCAGGAACCAAUUGGAUGCUCGAGGGGGGGCGUUCCUGCAGAUGCAGGAAUGCCCAUAUGCAGGAACACCCUGAAUUGCGGGCCACAAUCACACACUAUUGGCUCUGAUCGGUAUCAAGUCCAAUGCUCUGCAUGCUUAUAAAACUGCCACAGCUGACAAAUGUGGGGAGUCAAGAAUAAGAAAAUGUCAACUCCCAUCUCGUCACCUCACCAGCUAUGAAUACAUGAGUCCUACUAAGUACUUCUCUCAACUUUGGAAUCUCUUUUUAAUUGGUAUAAAUGUGAGGAUCCACUCCACCUUGGGGGUGAUCAUAGAAAUACAAUUGGUAAUUCUAUUGGGCAUCAUGUCCCAGUCCUCCGGCUCCUAUAGGUCCUAAAUUAUUCCAAGGCGGAACUUUAAGGGCCAGUUUCCCGGAAACAGAUUAAGACCAGUCCUGGACUAAAAAGAAUGUUCAAUAGAGAUUCACCACUGAAAGUAUUUAUUUUUACUCCUGGACUAGGCUUAAUCUGUGUCCAGGAAACCGACCCUGAGAGUUGCGUGUAAUUUGGUUUUUUAAUCCUCCCUUUGGUAUUCAGACCUCCCAGACUCAGCUCUGGUUGUGUCACAAAACAUUAGGAAGCUGCUCUGAUUGGCAGCAUUAUCGCUGUGGCACCGUGAGAAGCUACUUAUUGUCAAUGUCAGGACACUAAUUUAAAACAAUUACUGGGUUUUCUUUUUGGAUGGUUUCAUGUUCUCAUCCUUUGGUUUAUCUCCUCAUUAACCAGAUUAAACAUUCCCAGUCAUUCACACGCGCACACACAAUGAGUGUGUGUGUGUGUGUGUGUGUGUGAGAGAGAGAGAGAGAGCGAAAGAACAUCUUGACAUCAAAAACAGAGCAUUGUGAACUGAAGUUUGCCGUUUCCUGAUCUCAGACAAACACACACACACACACACACACACACACACACACACACACACACACACACACACACACUUCGCUAUCCAUAGUCUUUGAUCCCACAGAUCUCUCAUCAGUUAGAAGAGCAGUCAGUUCACAAGGGUAUUUUAUCACAGAGCAUUGCUGGUAAAUUUGACCUGUUUGCCCAUCUUGGAGUUAGAUAAAGCAGAACACUGCCAUGCCUUAAAUAAAAGACUUGAAAGAAAGCAGUAACAAACAGUAUCCAUGCAGGUACAGCAGCAGCAACCAAUAGCUAGCUCUUGGUUUUUAGAGGAUCCUAUUUAAACUGUGACCCCUCCCCCUCGAGCAAUACAUUUUUACUUAAUGUUCACUGUGUACAGUACACACACUGUAGUGGUUAUGCAUCUUUAUGGGAUACUGGCUAGAUACAAUUUACAGUAUAUAUGUGUAUUUGUGUAACUUAUACAGUGAGUAUACAAAACAUUAAGAACUGCUCUUUCCAUGACCAGGUUAAUCCAGGUGAACGCUAUGAUCCCUUAUUGAUGUCAGUUGUUAAAUCCACAUAAAAUCAGUGUAGUUGAAGGAGAAGAGACAGGUUAAAGAAGGAUUUUUAAGCCUUGAGACAAUUGAGACAUGGAUUGUGUAUGUGUGCCAUUCAGAGGGUGAAUGGGCCAGAUAAAAUAUUUAAGUGCCUUUGAACGGGGUAUGGUAGUAGGUGCCAGGCACACCGGUUUGUGUCAAGAACUGCAAUGCUGUUGGGUUUUUCACGCUCAACAGUUUCCCAUGUGUAUCAAGAAUGGUCCACCACCCAAAGGACAUCCAGCCAACUUGACACAACUGUGGGAAGCAUUGGAGUUAACAUGGGCUAGCAUCCCUGUCGAACGCUUUCGACACCUUGUAGAGUCCAUGCCCCGACAAAUUGAGGUUGUUUUGAGGGCAUAAGAAGGGGUGCUAUACACUAUUAGGAAGGUGUUCCUAAUGUUUGGUAUACUCAGUGUAUGUUUGUGCAAUGAGCUUGUGUGCAUUAGUCACAGCCUGUAGGUAAGCCUAUUCAUAUGUGUGUCCAUGUAACUUAUAGCGUCUGGUGUGUAUACUGUUCCCAGUGUGUGUGUGUGCAUAGUGUGUGUGUUUGCUUACGUGUGUCUUCCUCUUCAUCCCUAUACCUACCAGGCAGUCGUGAAGCGGCCUUUGUGUACGCCAUCUCCUCGGCCGGGGUGGUCCACACGCUGACCCGGGCUUGCAGCCAGGGAGAGCUGCAGUCGUGCUCCUGUGACCCCACCAAGAAGGGCUCGUCCCGGGACGCCAAGGGGACGUUCGACUGGGGCGGCUGCAGCGACCAUGUGGAGCACGCCAUGAGGUUCAGCCAGUCCUUCAUAGACGCCAAGGAGAGAAAGGAGAAAGAUGCCAGGGCCCUGAUGAACCUCCACAACAACCGCGCUGGGAGAAAGGUGGGUUCAAAGUUCAAACACAUUAUGGGGGAGUUUAAUGACUCCAACUGAACCAAUUUGAUCUAGAUCAGUGUUUUCCCAAACAUUUGGUUUGCAUAUUUGUAGUCGUGAACUGGCACAGAUUGACUAGUGGAAUCAGGUGUGCCAAUCAGGGCUGGUGAUCCCAGAGUAGAGGGUUGGAAUACACUUGUUUAGAGGAAUUCAAUAGCCUAUUACCUGGUGUAGAUUCCUUCCAUAGACACAGACGUGCACAUACACCAACAUACACACCCUACCAGCAACCUGACACACAACCACCAACCACACCUAGCCUCCCUAACAAACCUUCUGUCUCCCUCCAUCCCCUUCCUCAUCACCACACAGGCAGUGAAGCGGUUUAUGUCCCUGGAGUGUAAGUGUCAUGGCGUGAGCGGCUCCUGUAGCGUCCGGACCUGCUGGCUGGCCCUGGCUGACUUCCGCCGCACGGGUGACCACCUGCGGCGGCGCUACAAUGGGGCGGUGCAGGUGGCCAUGAACCAGUACGGCACGGGCUUCACCGCUGCACAGCGACACUUCAAACGGCCCAGCAAGAACGACCUGGUCUACUUCGAGGACUCGCCAGACUACUGCAUAAGAGACCAAGAGUCUGGUGAGAACCGGUUUGUAGUGUUCAGAUUUACUCCACAGUCCUCAAUGACUGACGUAAACUAUGUAUGCGGUCUGUCUGUUUGACAUCUGACAUGACUGUCUCUCUGUAGAGUAGACCAUCGUACUACUUGUCCAUAACAUCUUCAGUAUGUGGUCAUAUUUUCAGAGGGUAACCACUCAGCCUCUUGUACGUUAGGGUUAGGGUUAGGGUUAUUAUCUUAAUGCUGCACUGAAUAAAACCAGAUGUAGUGUGUGAGUUCAAAAGAGAGAGAAUGUGUUUGUGUGAGCGAGAGGGAGAAAAUGUGUGGGUGCGUUUGUGAGACGGCAAGAAAAUAGUGUUUGUGUGUGUGUGUGAGAGUGAAAACAAUGUGUGUGUGAUCUGAAGGACCUGGGUGCCUGUCAGGCAGCAGAUGAUCCGAGGUGAUCGGGUGUCGGCCAGUUUAAGGGCCAUUACACACUUCUGUGGGCUGAAACCCGACCUGCCGCGCACCACUAUAAAUUACCCCUGCUGUAGCACACACACACAACCCCUUGGGCACAGCGAUGGCCCCUACACCUCUGCAUGCUUGGACCUCCAAAAUUGAGGAAUAUUUGGAGGGUAGGUCGUGUCUCUCAAACCCCUCUGACCCACAUCAAAAGCUAACCACCCCUAAUGUAGACCUGGGGGGCCUCUCUGAAGUUGCUUCCUCUCUUAGUCUCCUCUCCAUUAUGCUGACUUAAAGUCACAGGUUUGGUGAAAGCAAUAUGGAUAACCCCCACCACUGAGGAUAGAUGAAAGCAAUAUGAAUAACACCCACCACUGAGGAUAGGGGAAAUAAAUAUGGAUAACACCCACCACUGAGGAUAGGGGAAAUAAAUAUGGAUAACACCCACCACUGAGGAUAGGUGAAAGCAAUAUGGAUAACACCCACCACUGAGGAUAGGUGAAAGCAAUAUGGAUAACACCCACCACUGAGGAUAGGUGAAAGCAAUAUGGAUAACACCCACCACUGAGGAUAGGUGAAGGCAAUGGGGUGAACACCCACCACUGAGGAUAGGUGAAGGCAAUAUGGAUAGGGCAAUAUGGUGAACACCCUCCACUGAGGAUAGGUGAAGGCAAGAUGGUGAACACCCACUACUGAGGAUAGGUGAAGGCAAUACGGUGAACACCCACCACUGAGGGUAGGUGAAGGCAAUAUGGUCAACACCCACCACUGAGGAUAUGUGAAGGCAAUGGGGUGAACACCCACCACUGAGGAUAGGUGAAGGCAAUGUGGUGAACACCCACCACUGAGGAUAGGUGAAAGCAAUGUGGUGAACACCCACCACUGAGUUUAGGUGAAGGCAAUAUGGAUAACACCCACCACUGAGGAUAGGUGAAAGCAAUAUGGAUAACACCCACCACUGAUGAUAGGUGAAGGCAAGAUGGUGAACACCCACCACUGAGGAUAGGUGAAUGCAAUAUGGUGAACACCCACCACUGAGGGUAGGUGAAGGCAAUAUGGUGAACACCCACCACUGAGGAUAGGUGGCAAUACAGUGAACACCCACCACUGAGGAUAGGUGAAGGCAAUGUGGUGAACACCCACCACUGAGGAUAGGUGAAGGCAAUAUGGAUAGGGCAAUAUGGCAAUAUGGUUAACACCCUCCACUGAUGAUAGGUGAAGGCAAGAUGGUGAACACCCAUCACUGAGGAUAGGUGAAGGCAAUGUGGUGAACACCCACCACUGAGGAUAGGUCAAGGCAAUGGGGUGAACACCCACCACUGAGGAUAGGUGAAGGAAAUGGGGUGAACACCCAUUACUGAGGAUAUGUGAAGACAAUGUGGUGAACACCCACCACUGAGGAUAGGUGAAAGCAAUAUAGAUAACACCCACCACUGAGGAUAGGUGAAGGCAAUAUGGUGAACACCCACCACUGAGGAUAGGUGAAGGCAAUGUGGUGAACACCCACCACUGAGGAUAGGUGAAGGCAAUAUGGUGAACACCCACCACUGAGGAUAGGUGAAGGCAAUGUGGUGAACACCCACCACUGAGGAUAGGUGAAGGCAAUGUGGUGAACACCCACCACUGAGGAUAGGUGAAGGCAAUAUGGUGAACACCCACCACUGAGGAUAGGUGAAGGCAAUGUGGUGAACACCCACCACUGAGGAUAGGUGAAGGCAAUAUGGUGAACACCCACCACUGAGGAUAGGUGAAGGCAAUAUGGUGAACACCCACCACUGAGGAUAGGUGAAGGCAAUGUGGUGAACACCCACCACUGAGGAUAGGUGAAGGCAAUAUGGUGAACACCCACCACUGAGGAUAGGUGAAGGCAAUAUGGUGAACACCCACCACUGAGGUCUUUAACAUGAAGAAAAGGAAACAAGGAGGGAAGAGCUAUACAGUAUACACUCCCAGACAGUUUAUUAGGUACACUCAUCUAGUACUUGUUUGGACCCCCCUUUACCUCCAGAACAGCCUGAAUGGAUGCACCUGGUCAGCAAAAAUGUUAAGAUACGCUGUGGCGUUCAAUCGUUGUUCAAUUGGUAUCAAGGGACCUAACGUGUGCCAGAAAAACAUCCCCACACCAGUACACCACCUCCAUGGACUCAUGCUGGACUCAUGCUGCGUACGCCAAAUCCUGACUCUGCCAUCAGCAUGAUGCAACUCGAACCGGGAUUCGUCAGACCAUGCGAUUCUUUUCCACUCCUCAAUUGUCCAGUGUUGGUGAUCGCGUGCCCACUGGAGCCGUUUCUUCUACUUUUUAGCUGAUAUGAGUAGAACGUCUGCUGCAAUUGCCCAUCUGUGACAAGGAUUGACGAGUUGUCCGUUCCGAGAUGCCGUUCUGCACACCACUGUUGUACUGCACCGUUAUUUGUCUGUUUGUGGCCCGCCUGUUAGCUUGCACGAUUCUUUCCAUUCUCCUUCAACCUCUCUCAUCAAUGAGCUGUUUUCGCCCACAGGACUGCUGCUGACUGGAUGUUUUUGUUUGCUGCACCAUUCUUUGUAAACCCUAGACACUGGGGUGUGUAAAAAGCCCAGGAAGGCGGCCAUUUAUGAGAUACUGGAUCUGGCACCGACGAUCAUACCACACUCAAAGUCGCUUAGGUCACUCGUUUUGCCCAUUCUAACGUAGAAUCGAACAGUAACUGAAUGCCUCGAAGCCGGUCUGCCUGCUUUGUAUAGCAAACCACGUGACUCACUCGUGAACGGGGUGGUGUACCUGUAUAUAUGACUCCGGUUUAGACUAUUGUGAUGCACUCCAUAUUACAGUAGGCUAUCUAAACCUCUACCCUGUUCAUGGAACAGUUUGUCUCUUCGCUGUUUUGAGGACUGUGUGAUAUAAACUCAUAAAAAAAAGAAACGUCCUCUCACUGUCAACUGCGUUUAUUUUCAGCAAACUUAACAUGUGUAAACAUUUGUAUGAACAUAACAAGAUUCAACAACUGAGACAUAAACUGAACAAGUUCCACAGACGUGACUAACAGAAAUUGAAUAAUGUGUCCCUGAACAAAGGGGGGGGGGUCAACAUCAAAAGUAACAGUCAGUAUCUGGUGUGGCCACCAGCUGCAUUAAGUACUGCAGUGCAUCUCCUCCUCAUGGACUGCACCAGAUUUGCCAGUUCUUGCUGUAAGAUGUUACCCCACUCUUCCACCAAGGCACCUGCAAGUUACCGGACAUUUCUGGGGGGAAUGGCCCUGGCCCUAGCCCUCACCCUCCGAUCCAACAGGUCCCAGACGUGCUCAAUGGGAUUGAGAUCCGGGCUCUUCGCUGGCCAUGGCAGAACACUGACAUUCCUGUCUUGCAGGAAAUCACGUACAGAACGAGCAGUAUGGAUGGUGGCAUUGUCAUGCUGGAGGGUCAUGUCAGGAUGAGCCGGCAGGAAGGGUACCACAUGAGGGAGGAGGAUGUCUUCCCUGUAACGCACUGCAUUGAGAUUGCCUGCAAUGACAACAAGCUCAGUCCGAUGAUGCUGUGACACACUGCCCCAGACCAUGACGGACCCUCCACUGCCAAAUCGAUCCCGCUCCAGUGUACAGGCCUCGGUGUAACGCUCAUUCCUUCGACGAUAAACGCGAAUCCAACCAUCACCCCUGGUGAGACAAAACCACGACUCGUUAGUGAAGAGCACUUUUUGCCAGUCCUGUCUGGUCCAGCGACAGUGGGUUUGUGCCAAUAGGCGACGUUGUUGCCGGUGAUGUCUGGUGAGGACCUGCCUUACAACAGGCCUACAAGCCAUCAGUCCAGCCUCUCUCAGCCUACUGCGGACAGUCUGCGCACUGAUGGAGGGAUUGUGCGUUCCUGGUGUAACUCGGGCAGUUGUUGUUGCCAUCCUGUACCUGUCCCGCAGGUGUGAUGUUCAGAUGUACCGAUCCUGUGCAGGUGUUGUUACAUGUGGUCUGCCACUGCGAGGACGAUCAGCUGUCUGUCCUGUCUCCCUGUAGCGCUGUCUUAGGCGUCUCACAGUACGGACAUUGCAAUUUAUUGCCCUGGCUACAUCUGCAGUCCUCAUGCCUCCUUGCAGCAUGCCUACGGCACGUUCACGCAGAUGAGCAGGGACCCUGGGCAUAUAUAUUUUGUUGUUUUUCAGAGUCAGUAGAAAGGCCUCUUUAGUGUCCUAAGUUUUCAUAACUGUGACCUUAAUUGCCUACCGUCUGUAAGCUGUUAAUGUCUUAACGACCGUUCCACAGGUGCAUGUUCAUUAAUUGUUUAUGGUUCAUUGAACAAGCAUGGGAAACAGUGUUUAAACCCUUUACAAUGAAGAUCUGUGAAGUUAUUUGGAUUUUUACUAAUUAUCUUUGAAAGACAGGGUCCUGAAAAAGGGACGUUUCUUUUUUUGCUGAGUUUACAGUACAGUCCUCUUUUGAAGAGUUUGUUUCGUACAGUACAGUCCUCUUUUGAAGAGUUUGUUUCGUACAGUACAGUCCUGUUUUGAAGAGUUUGUUUCGUACAGUACAGUCCUCUUUUGAAGAGUUUGUUUCGUACAGUACAGUCCUCUUUUGAAGAGUUUGUUUCGUACAGUACAGUCCUCUUUUGAAGAGUUUGUUUCGUACAGUACAGUCCUCUUUUGAAGAGUUUGUUUCGUACAGUACAGUCCUGUUUUGAAGAGUUUGUUUCGUACAGUACAGUCCUCUUUUGAAGAGUUUGUUUCGUACAGUACAGUCCUCUUUUGAAGAGUUUGUUUCGUACAGUACAGUCCUCUUUUGAAGAGUUUGUUUCGUACAGUACAGUCCUCUUUUGAAGAGUUUGUUUCGUACAGUACAGUCCUGUUUUGAAGAGUUUGUUUCGUACAGUACAGUCCUCUUUUGAACACUGAUUUGUACAGUACAGUUCCAGUGCAUGAAGGGCCUUUAUGGGCUGUAUACAUGGAAGCAUGGUGAGCUCACUGAUCAUGGCCCCUCUCGUGAGAACCUCCUCUCCACAGACAUUGGCUCCAGUCAUCUUGGACGACACACACACACACACACAUCCACACACACACACACACACAGCGCUGGGAGACAGAUACUGUAGAGACUGCACCCCCCUGUGUCUCUCCAAAGUGUGAAAUCAAUUUCCCUCGGCCCCAUGGAGGCUCAGGUGCUAAACUCAUCUCUCGGCACCCCCUCAUCUUAAUUCAAUAAGCAGACGCCAGGAGAGAAGAGAGAUCGAGAGAGAGAGAGAAGGCGAGAGAGAGAGAGAGGAAGGAGAGAGAGGGAGAGAACGAGAGGGAGAGAGAGAAGGGGGGUGGAGUCUGUCCUUGAUGUCAACCCUAGCUGUGCAGCAUACCGUGACUGACGGAGGGGCGGACACAUUGUCGGGAGGGGGCGGAGUCUCGUCGUGCCCAGACAAUACCUGGCUGCUCGCCCUCUUUUUCUACCUCUCUCUCUCUCCGCAGUGAGGAACAGAUGGAGACGGAUGGACAGAGGGAGGGAGGGAGGGAGGGAUGAGGGAGAGAAAGAGAGCAUAGAGGGGCAUAUAAAUAUGCUGCCUAGAACAGACAUGAUCUGUUCCCAAUCCCAAAUCGACUCCUAGCUAGCCUCUUUAAGUCAGGACAUUCACCUUCACCUGUCCAGGGUUUUCACCUUAGUGCAGAGGAAGGAGGAGAUAAGGAAAGGAAGCUACUUUAGACUAUUGAGAUGCACCCCAUUGAGGUUUGAGUUGAGGCCUCAAGAUCAAUAUUGACUAUUUAUUUAACCGUUCAUGGUGUAAUUGUAUUAUGGGAUGAUUUCUGGGAGUCUAAUAAGCCUGCCAGACUCCCUUGCACAGUGUCCUCACUCUGAGAAGAGGUGCAGGAGUGUGUGUAUGUGUGUGACAGUGAGACUGUGUGUUAGUGAGACGGUGUGUAUUGUGUGGUGUAGAUGUGUGGAUGGAGUGUGAGACAGUCUGAACUGAUUCUAACCAUCGGUCUCUUUGCACCAAUCACAGUACAAGAGGGAGGCUUAGCUGGUAUCUGAAAGGUGACUCAUUCAGCUGCAUCUGCGCCAAAAUACGGGGAACUGACUGCUAAUACAGACUGUAGGAAUCCAGUUUCACUUGGAGAGAGAAGGAAGAAGAGAGAGAGAACAGAGAGGGGAAUCAAUGACUUAAACGUCAGUGUAAUGAAAUGGUGAGCUGAUCUUCAGACUCUUGCUGCCUCACUUAAAGAGGAGGAGGAGUAGGGGACAGUGGACUGAGGAGUGAGUGAGGGUGAGUGGAGGCAUGUCGAAAUAUUGUAUAGACCGUAGUUUGAGAUAUGAACGUCGGAGGGGUUCUGAGCAUGAGAAGGAUGGGAAAGACAGGGUUGUGAGAAGAGGGACAUGGUGUGAGAGGUAGGACAGUGGAUGUUGAUAGACGUUGUGUGAAUUGUGGACUGUGUGUGAGACGUGGUUUAGUGAGACUCUUGGACAGUGUACGUGUGAGACUUGUGAGACAGGAGAGGUGGUGAGAGGAAGUGGAGACAGUAGAUUGUGAGACAGUGAGACAUGUGAGAAAGUGAGAGGUGUGUGAGAUCAGUGCUGUUGAGACAGUGAGAUGUAUAUGUGAGACAGUUUUGUGAGACGAGACUGUGUGUGAGACAGUGUUGUGAGACAGUGGAGACUGGGAAGUGAGACAUGUGUGUGAGACAGUGUGUGAGACAGUGAGAGGUGAGACAGUGUUGAGACGAUGUGUGUGAGACAGUGAGACAGUGUGAGACUGAGGUGUAGACAGUGAGAGACAUGUGUGUGAGACAGUGAGAGUGUGUGUGAGACAGUGUGUGAGACAGUGAGACUGUGUGUGAGACAGUGUGUGAGACAGUGAGAACGUGUGUGUGAGACAGUUGUAGAGUGGUGUGAGACAGUGGUGUGAGACAGUGAGGACGUGUGUGAGACAGUGGGUGUGAGACAGUGAGACUGUGUGAGGACAGUGUUGAGACAGUGAGGACUGUGUGUGGAGACAGUGAGACUGGUGUGAGACAGUGUGUGAGACAGUGGGAGUGUGUGAGACAGUUGUGUGUGAGACAGUGUGUGAGACGUGGUGAAUGAGUGUGAGACAGUGGGACGUGUGUGAGACAGUGAGUGAGUGUGAGACAGUUGGACAGUGAACUGUGGUGUGAGACAGUGUAGUGGAGACAGUGGAGUGUGGAGACAGUGUGUGAGACAGUGAGAUGUGUGAGACAGUGGAGACAGUGGACUGUGUGAGACAUGAGUGGUGAGACAGUGUGAGACAGUGAGACUGUGUGUGAGACAGUGUGUGUGAGACAGUGAGACUGUGUGUGAGACAGUGAGUGUAUGAGACAGUGUGAGAGACAUUGAGACUGUGUGUGAGACAGUGUGUGAGACAGUGAGAGAGUGAGAGAGACAUUGAGACUGUGUGUGAGACAGUGAGACUGUGUGAGACAGUGUGGACAGUAGAGGACAGUGGAUGUGUGAGACAGAUGCAGAUUGUUGGACUGUGUGAGACAGUGAGACUGUGUGUGAGACAGUGUGUGUGAGACUGUGUGUGAGACAGUGUGUGAGACAGUGAGACUGUGUGUGAGACAGUGUGUGAGACAGUGAGACUGUGUGUGAGACAGUGUGUGAGACUGUGUGUGAGACAGUGUGUGAGACAGUGAGACUGUGUGUGAGACAGUGUGAGAGACAUUGAGACUGUGUGUGAGACAGUGAGACUGUGUGUGAAGGACAGUGAGACUGUGUGUGUGAGACAGUGAGACUGUGUGUGAGACAGUGAGACUGUGUGUGAGACAGUGAGACUGUGUGUGAGACAGUGAGACUGUGUGUGAGACAGUGAGACUGUGUGAGACAGUGUGUGAGACAGUGAGACUGUGUGUGAGACAGUGUGUGCCAGCCAGGGUGUAAAAUGAACACCUGAUGAAGAGCCUGAGCACCAGCUGAUGGCUCCUAUCAUCAAUCUCUCAUCUCUCUGCCAUCCUGCCUCCGUGCAUCCUCUUAUCCUUCACUCUCUCUCUCCCCCUCCCCCAUCCAUCGCUCACCGUCUCUGUCCAGUUUAGAUUGAGUACACCGUAUUCUAUUGGAGUGAUGUACGGUAGUGGGGCUUAGACCGCUGUUUGCCAACAAUCACUCUAUUGCGGCUAAAGAUUAGAUUUAGUAUAUUUGGCAUAUUAUAAGCACAUUUGAAAAGGAUUGUAUGUGGGUCACAAGGUAAAAAAGCUUCAGGAAUUACUGACUCAAUAUACAGGCAGAAUAUAUACGAGUGUGGAACAGGUACAUACCCUGAAUGUGUCUCUUCUGAUUUGGAUGGGGAUUUGAUUUUGAGUUGAUUAUUAAUUUCUCUCCCUCGCCAGGUUCGGUGGGGACGGGAGGGCGGGUGUGCAACCGGACGUCUCGCGGUGUGGACAGCUGCGAGGUUAUGUGCUGCGGCCGGGGCUACGAUACAACACGCGUCAGCCGCACCACCAAGUGUGAGUGCAAGUUCCACUGGUGCUGCGCCGUGCACUGCCGGGACUGCAGCCAAGAGGUGGACGUGCACACCUGCAAGGCCCAGACAUGACCACAGUGCACCACUAUACCACCAACCAAUCGCUUGCACAUAGUUGGUCUGAAAUGGUACCCCAUUUUCUAUAGUGCACUACUUUUGACCAGAGCCCCCGAGCCCUAUGCAGGCCCUGAUCAAAAGUAGUGCACUAAAUAGGGAAUAGGGUGCAUUUUGGACAUAGCGCCAAAUCAGUCUGACUUGCACCUGACUAAGAAGCAUCAGGGUUUGACACCCCCUGUAGGCUAUUCCAAGAACACCUUUUUACAAUCUCAUUUUGUUUUUCCCUCACAUUCCAUUAUAUUUAUUUACUCUUUCUCGAGUACCAAAAAAAAGUUUAUCUGAAAUGUAUUCAAAAAAAAUGUAUAUGUAAAUACAAACUUUAUGUAAUUUAAAAGAACGUUUAGUGUAUAGUUUAUGGAAACUGUUGGAAAUUGAUAGCAGACCUGACCACACACCCCUGUCCUCAACCAGCCAGUUACAAGACAUGGUUUAGUCACCUGACCGCCAGCUAUGUUCCAUGGCCCACGGGAAUAUUUAUUACAGUUUUGAUAUGCUUGACAAUCAAAAUCAAAUUGGCGUAGUAGAAGUUGCAGCAAUACACAGUCCUUUUCUUUUCUUUUGGUAUUUUUUUCACUUUUUUAAUGAUGGCAAUUGAUCACCUUUUUUUGUACAACAAAAAAAACAGUUUUACUCGAGAUUUAAAAACAAAAUGUAACAUAUCAAAUAAAGUCAAAACCGAUUCAGAAUUCCAUGUUUCCCUUUUCUCUUCUAUUCCAUUCCAUCCACUCUGGCCGUCUAAUCCAUGAUUUUGGCACAAAGGGUGUGUCAGUCAGUCUGGUUCAGUCUAGUCCAGUUGGGGCCGGUUUGGGCCGGUCACAAUCAGAUGCGUGUGAGCUGGUGCCACAGACUGGAUGGCAGGAUGCUCUCCACUUUCUCCAUGAUGAAGUUCAGAGGAGCAAACAGGGUGCUAAGAAACUAAAUAGACAGAGAGAGAGGAUGUUAGAACACAUUACAUGAACUCUCACACACACACCAUACCAAUUCCUAGUGGAACCAUUGCAACCAGAUUUAUUUCUGAAAAUGUCAAGGUACUGUAUGUAGAUGAUCCUCUAGUGAGCAUUUGAGAGGCCAUGAUAGGAGCACCAUAACGUUCCAGUUGAGAAUGUAGCCAUCUCUACUGAAGCUCUGCACAUUUCAAGGUAGGUACUGUGGGUUGUCGUUGGCCUCAAAUGUUAGCUAGAGGACCAUGAUAGGAGUACCAUAGCAUGCCAGUUUAGGUACUGUGCUCAAUGGGGCAGAACCGGAACAUGUCUCCCAGGUAUGUUGACUACUGACUGUGCUCUAACCCCUAAGAGUGGUAGUGGACUCUCUGUCAACUCCCCAUUCAUUUCCCAUUCAUCCUUCUCCACUCUCUCUCUUUCUCUGAUGUUCUUUUGCUCCCCCUCUUUCUGUUCACCCCCCCCUCGAUCUCUCCUCUCUGAUGUGUUUUGGCAACAUGCGGUGUGGGGGAUAGGGGCUCCCUCAGAGGGAUUGAGGGUGAUAGAGGUUUGGCUUUGUCUGAUGGCAGAUAAAAGGCUGUCAGGGAGAGAUAGAGAGAGAUAGAGAAAGGUGGAACAAGCGCCUUGUUUACACGCUAAGAGAGAGAGAGGCACUGUCCAAUGCUUUGAAGAUGCACCUUUACUUCCUUCCGUCUUCCCUUGGGAAAACCCACUGAUCUGACAUGAUUCGAUAGGUGAAAGGCAAGUCAUGCUUUCAUCCAUUCAAUCAUAUUAGAUCAGUUACUUUAAGGAAGGGAGGAACUGUGCCUCUACCCUAGCAGGUAAACCAGGUGCUGAUUAGUUUGUCUUCGUGUGUGUGUCUGACCAUACCUUUGCUGAUAAGUUGCUGAAAUACCAGACUAUAUCACGCCUAAACAGCCUUGGUUAUGAGGCUGACAGUACGUGGCCUUCAGAUUGCAGGCCUGCAUAGGACAAAGGCAAAGCAGCUAGCGAGGUACUGCGCCAUAGUAGCGCUCAUGGGCAGCCUAGCUGUAUGGAGAAGGUGCUUUCUGUGUCCAGAUAUCCGUGACCUUUGAAAUGUUUGAAUCAUUCUCGACUGUAAUGUGAUUUUUGGAUUCAAAUAAAGCAUUUAAAGUGUGUGUGUGUCAUCAGCUCUCCGCAGGCAGCACCCAACUAAAACUGUGCAGGGCCAGAACAGAGCAGAGCAAGCCCCUGCAGAGGAGAUGGUAGCUGCUGAUAGAGUCACACCAGGAGCACAGAGCACAGAGAUGAGCUCACGCACAUUCCAGGGGAGUGACAUCAGACAGCACAGGCCUGCUGAGGAAGAACAUCACGUAGAGGAGAAUGCCCUCCACUGGCAGAUAGGGGCGGGCCUGUGUAGGUUCUAGGGGGUGGAUUCAAUAGUUUGAAGCUGCUUCCUUUCCGUAUUUCCUUCCCUGCAUCACCACUGAUCUACAAGAACUUGCAUUGAUAUAGGAUCUUGCAUCAACUUGUAUAGAGCUUGCCUAGUCUCCGGUCAUCCAGACUUCAGAUAAAGGCAAAUCUAUGGUUGUUACAGUCUAAACCAAAAUGGCCCGAUGACAACUACUGUACAGGAGGACAUUUCGGCAGAUCGCAACAAAAUGAAUGGCCACCUUAUGAAGAAUCUGAAUGAAAAGAACCUUAUUGGGGAUGGGGACAUGGCUUAGAAAGGGAACUGGUUUGUGUGCGUGUGUGAAAGCGACCAGUGCAGGAGACUCACAGCUUUAGCGAAGACUCCCAUGAGCUCGGGGAACUGGUGUGUUAGCAGGGCCAGCAUGGCGGUGAAGGAGCAGAGACCAGCCGUGAACAGGAUGAAGAAUGGCAGCUCCUUCUUAGGAUAUACCGACACCUCAUGAAACACUGCUUCCACAUGAGAGAUACAGAUAGAGAGCAUCAACACACUGUACAUACUUUAUUCACACACACUGUAUAUACACACACACACAAACAAACACAGUAUUAUCUCGUAACCCUGAACAUCGACUCAGUACUGGUACCCCGUGUACAGUGCAUUCGGGAAGUAUUCAGACCCCUUGUCUUAUUCCACAUUUUGUUACGUUACAGCCUUAUUCUAUAAUGGAUUAAAUCAUUUAUUUUUCUCAUCAAUCUACACACAAUACCCCAUAAUGACAAAGCGAAAACAGGUUUAUAGACAUUUUUGCAAAUGUAUUAAAAAUAAAAAACAGACCCUUUGCUAUGAGACUCGAAAUUGAGCUCAGGUGCAUCCUGUUUCCAUUGAUCAUCCUUGAGAUGUUUUUACAACUUGAUUGGAGUCCACCUGUGGUAAUUCAAUUGAUUGGACAUGAUUUGGAAAGGCACACACCUGUAUAUAUAAGGUCCCACAGUUGACAUGCAUGUCAGAGCAAAAACCAAGCCAUGAGGUCGAAGGAAUUGUCCGUAGAGCUCUGAGACAGGAUUAUGUCGAGGCACAGCUCUGGGGAAGGGUAACAAAAAUUGUAUUCAGCAUUGAAGGUCCCCAAGAACACAUUGGCCUCCAUCAUUCUUAAAUGGAAGAAGUUUGGAACCACCAAGACUCCUCCUAGAGCUGGCCGCCCGGCCAAACUGAGCAAUCGGGGGAGAAGGGCCUUGGUCAGGGAGGUGACCAAGAACCUGAUGGUCACUCUGACAGAGCUCCAGAGUUCCUCUGUGGAGAUGGGAGAACCUUCCAGAAGGACAAACAUCUCUGCAGCACUCCACCAAUUUGGCCUUUAUGGUAGAGUGGCCAGACAGAAGCCACUCUUCAGUAAAAGGCACAUGACAGCCCGCUUGGUUUGCCAAAAGGCACCUAAAGGACUCUGACCAUGAGAAACAAGAUUCUCUGGUCUGAUGAAACCAAUAUUGAACUCUUUGGCCUGAAUGCCAAGCGUCAUGUGGAGGAAACCUGGCACCAUCCCUACGGUGAAGCAUGGUGGUGGCAGCAUCAUGCUGUGGGGAUUUUUUUCAGCGGCAGGGACUGGGAAAAUAGUCAGGAUUGGAAAGAUGAACAAAGCAAAGUACAGAGAGAUCCUUGAUGAAAACCUGCUCCAGAGUGCUUAGGACCUCAGACUGGGGCGAAGGUUCACCUUCCAACAGGACAACGACCCUAAGCACACAGCCAAGACAAUACAGGAGUGGCUUCGGGACAAGUCUCUGAAUGUCCUUGAGUGGCCCAGCCAGAGCCUGGACUUCAACCCGAUUGAACAUCUCUGGAGAGACCUGAAAAUAGCUGUGCAGCGACGCUCCCCAUCCAACCUGACAGAGCUUGAGAGGAUCUGCAGAGAAGAAUGGGAGAAACUCCCCAAAUACAGGUGUGCCAAGCUUAUAGCGUCAUUCCCAAGAAGACUCGAGGCUGUAAUCGCUGCCAAAAGUGCUUCAACAAAGUGCUGAGUAAAGAGUCUGAAUAAUUAUGUAAAUGUCUUAUCAGUUGUUGUUUUUUAUAACUUUGCAAACAUUUCUAAAAACCUGUUUUUGCUUUGUCAUUAUGGGGUAUUGUGUGUAGAUUGAUGAGAGGAAAAAAACAAUUCAAUCCAUUUUAGAAUAAGGCUGUAACGUAACAAAAUGUGGAAAAAGUGAAGGGGUCUGAAUACUUUCUGAAUGCACUGUAGCCAAGUUAUCGUUACUCAUUGUGUAUUAAUUCCUUGUGUUAUUAUUUUUCAUUUUGUUUCAAUCUUUCUACUAUUUCUCUUUUUUUUUACUCUGCAUUGUUGUGAAGGGCCGUAAGUAAGCAUUUCACUGUUAGUCUACACCUGUUGUUUACCAAGCAUGUGACAAACACUGCUUCCACAUGAGAGAAAUACAGAGAGAGCCAACACACUGUACACACACACACAGUUGAAUCCAGAGCGUCUCUUACUUGGUAGCAGCUCUCUGUCUGCGGUCUCUGUGCAGAUGGGGUAUGGGUAGAAGAGGUGGCCUUUCUCCAGAGGGUAGGGGAUCAUUCUAAAAGCUGGGAAGGAAAGAGGACACAGCAGUCAGAAUAGGUACAGUCAGGUACAAAGGUUGAGCUAAGUAGUGUGGCAGAGUUAUGCAUCAAAAUGGAGUACCAUUAGAAAAACCUGAAAAUGUGUGAUGUACUCACUGCCCUCAAAAUGUGUGAUGUACUCACUGCCCUCAAAAUGUGUGAUGUACUCACUGCCCUCAAAAUGUGUGAUGUACUCACUGCCCUCAAAAUGUGUGCUGUACUCACUGCCCUCAAAAUGUGUGCAUGUGUGUGUUACAGAGUAAAGGCAAAAUGUGUAAACAAUGAAGUUAUGGCAUAUAAGGUAAAGCUGAUGUUGUUUGUGUGUUACUCACUGCCCUCCCAGGUACAGUGGAGCAGGUUAAGGGCCCCCUCCACCCUCUUCCAGUGCUGC
Coregonus sp. 'balchen' is the source of this 19593-nucleotide messenger RNA. Lineage: Eukaryota; Metazoa; Chordata; Actinopteri; Salmoniformes; Salmonidae. The record is from the annotation of a GenBank genome assembly.